CGAUUGUAGAUCACCGAAUGGUUGUCAGAUUGUAUGACGCAUCCAUAGAGUGAAAAUUCCUAAAAAAUUUGCAAUUUUAUUGCUUUUGGCAAGAUUUUCUGUGAAAACUUUGUGAAUUUGGGUGAAAAGGGUGGCUUGUAAAUAGUCCAGUGAGUGCAGAGACUAGUGCGAUUUGUGUUGUGUAAAACAGGCAGGGCACAAUGAGUUUCUUCGGGAAGAUGUUUGGGAAGAAAGGGGAGCAAGCCCCCACAACUGGUGAGGCCAUCCAGAAACUCCGCGAGACAGAGAACAUGCUGAUAAAGAAGCAGGAAUUUCUGGAGUCAAAAAUCGAAGCUGAGCUGGACAUUGCACGGAAGAAUGGAUCGAAAAACAAGAGAGUGGCCAUCCAGGCACUAAAGCGGAAGAAGAAGUAUGAGAAGCAACUGCAGCAAAUUGAUGGGACAUUGUCCACAAUAGAGAUGCAGAGAGAAGCACUGGAGAGUGCAAAUACCAAUACGGCUGUCUUGACGACAAUGAAGAAUGCCGCUGAUGCCCUUAAAGCUGCCCACAAUAACAUGGAUGUCGAUCAGAUACACGACAUGAUGGAUGAUAUUGCUGAGCAACAGAAUAUUGCAACAGAGAUUUCCGACGCUAUUUCCAAUCCAGUAUCAUUCGGUCAAGACAUCGACGAGGAUGAGUUGGAGAAGGAGCUGGAAGAGCUCGAACAGGAGGAACUCGAUAAGGAGCUCCUUGGUGUUGGUCCUAGUGCAACAGAGCUACCAGAAGUGCCGUCCGAUGAGAUUAAGGAGAAAGCCAAGGAAAAGAAAAAAGGUCUGUACUCUCAAUGUAAUAUUCUCUCAAGAAAUUAUCUCUGGUCUUUGUGUAUGACUCAUGCCCUAAAAACACGUUUUCUCCAGCAGCUACGGCCGCCGAUACGGAUGACAAAGACCUCAAAGAGUUGAUGGCAUGGGCAGAGUAAAAAAGCAGCCCCAUCUCAGCCUCCAAUUCAAUUGGUUUUCCGCGUUUUUUUUAUCUACCGGUGAAAUACGUCAGAAAAGGAUAGAGAUGAUAGACACAGCGCAAAAAGGGAUUUGUCGCAAGAUUUUUCAAUAAUGCUUACUGUUAAUCACCUCAAUGAUAAAUAAACUAUGUCUUAAGAAAUAAAUUAACAUUAUUUAAAAAGAA
Phlebotomus papatasi is the source of this 1164-nucleotide messenger RNA. RefSeq names its product charged multivesicular body protein 4c (gene shrb). Gene Ontology annotation, biological process: vesicle budding from membrane; late endosome to vacuole transport via multivesicular body sorting pathway. The transcript is spliced from 4 exons. Lineage: Eukaryota; Metazoa; Arthropoda; Insecta; Diptera; Psychodidae. The coding region runs from base 201 to 941 and encodes 246 amino acids. Gene Ontology annotation, cellular component: ESCRT III complex; multivesicular body; cytoplasmic side of plasma membrane. The record is from RefSeq and is a predicted model, not a curated record.